Messenger RNA from Solanum lycopersicum (tomato), 1381 nucleotides. Its product is annotated as protein DEFECTIVE IN MERISTEM SILENCING 3-like. Lineage: Eukaryota; Viridiplantae; Streptophyta; Magnoliopsida; Solanales; Solanaceae. The record is from RefSeq and is a predicted model, not a curated record.
GUAUCCUUUGUGUUUUCUCUCUUUCUCUAUGCAUUAGUCUUUGAAUUGCCUAAAUCUUGAAAGUUGAAGGCAUUAUUGACAAAAAAAAUGUCUUAAUUCUUGAAGCUUGAAGGCAUUUUCUUUGGAGAAAAACGUUUCAUCUAGUAUCUACAUCUAAAAAACUUGAGGAUGAAGUGAAGGAGAUUGGUCUUCAAAUUAAACAACAUGAAGAUAAUAUCAAAUUCUUACAGGCUGCUCUCGCCAAGACUUAUUCAGCAAGUGGAGCUGGUUAUGAAAAUAAGGAAUCUUCUAAUGGGCAACAUGAGUUGGAGACCAUUGAAUAAAUCUUCACAUUGAAUUGUUGCCAGCUGCCAACAUAUAUUUCGUAUAUGAACGACGUUAUAGGAAUUGUUGCUUUGCUUGGCAAGGUUGACGAUGAUAACCUCAGCAGAAUAUCUUGGGCUAGAAACCAUGUUAGCAGUUGUUUGCAAGACGCAUGAUGGACUUAAAGCACUACUGACAUCUGAUAAGAAAGGUCCUACGAAUACAAGUUCUCGUCUUCAUGGAGUUGGAUCUUCAAUUGGGGGACCUUUGCACCGAUAUCUUGUAAUCUGUCUUGAGAACUUAAUGUUUGAGGUUAUGAUGAUCUGUUCUUACAAAUGCAUCUCAUAUUCUUUAGCACUUCCUUACUUCUUAUCUUUUUCAUUUUUGGGUUAUCAUUUUAGACCAUACACUGGUGAAUUUAUUGCUGAUGACCCUAAGAGGAGGCUUGCCAUAAGGAGGAAGCCUAGAUACGUCAACAAGGAAACUUCUCCUGGUUUUCUUGGUUUUGCUGUCAAUAUGAUUAAUAUUGACACUGCGAACUUAUAUUGUGUUAUAAGCAAUGGUCAUGUCCUGAGAGAGACCCUCUUCUCUGGACUCGUCGCACAGUUGCAAGUAUACAAAACAAGGGCAGACAUGAUGCAGGCACUACCUUUUAUAACUAAUGGAGACAUAUCAUUGGACGGUGGGAUCAUAAAGAGUGGUUGUAUAUUUUCCCUAGGAAAAAGGUAAAGAGGUUUGUCUUAAGUAGUGCGUUUAUAUUCAUAAAUUUUUCUUCCUUCAUAGUUCAACUUGUUUGUGAAGAUACUUUACAAGAAUUGAUUGCCUAUUACAUGUUCAUUUUUGAGUAUCAAGUAAUAUACUUCAUCUCUAACUGUGCGCCUGAACUGAGAAGUUGGUGUUAUUUUGUGACCAUGUUGCUUAACCGUUGUGGAGUUAAGUAGUUUGACCUUUCACGAACUUACUCUGUCAAUUUGUAUAGAAUGGUGCAAGAAAGCAUGUUCUUCCAUUUCUUUCACUGUAUCUACAGCAAUCUUCUUCAAAGUAGUCUUUGUUAUACUCCCUCUGUCCCUUUUUACUU